Molecule: messenger RNA, 2727 nt
Organism: Thermochaetoides thermophila DSM 1495
Lineage: Eukaryota; Fungi; Ascomycota; Sordariomycetes; Sordariales; Chaetomiaceae
Exons: 2
Coding region: 1-2727 (908 amino acids)
Biological process (GO): carbohydrate metabolic process
Cellular component (GO): extracellular region
Molecular function (GO): chitinase activity
Source: RefSeq, a predicted model, not a curated record
AUGUUCACCAGAUCUGUGGCCGUGGCCGCUCUGGCCGCUCUCCCAGCCCUUGCCACCCCUGCUGUCAAUGUCUACUGGGGCCAAGCAGGCAACGUCCGUCUCCGUGACUUCUGCGACCAAGACGGCUUCGACUAUGUCACCAUUGGUUUCGUCAAUCAGUCUCCAGAGAAUGACCCGUCCGGCCUUGGAUACCCGGGCACCAACUUCGGCUCUCACUGUAUUAGCGCCUACUAUAAGAAUGACAAGGGUGACAAUUCGCCACUCCUCAAAGAAUGCGGUUUGAUUUCUGCCGACAUCAGGCACUGUCAGAAGAAGGGAAAGAAGGUGCUGCUGUCUAUUGGCGGCGUGUAUAGUUCUCCUGGUGCGGAUUACAGCAUCUCGAAUGCCCAAGCUGGCCAGGAAUUCGCAGACUUCGUCUGGAACGCCUUCGGCCCAUACAACCCUCAAUGGACACUCGCCGGAAAGCCAAGGCCCUUUGAUGACUACUACGAAGGUGCUGAUGAGGGCGAGGAGUACUUUGUCUUUGAUGGCUUCGACUUCGAUAUUGAGCAUAAGUUUGCCGACCCAAGUGGCUACAUCGCUAUGGUUCAGAGACUCCGUGAGCUUGCCGCCAGCGAUUCAAGCGGCAAGAAGUAUCUCAUUACGGCGGCCCCUGAGUGCCCUUUGAACGACGAAUGGGCGAAGAUGAAGCCGAUCAUAGCCUCUUGUGAGUUCGAUGCUUUGUUCGUGCAAUUUUACAACAACCCACAGUGCCACGGCAACAACAUCAACUUCGAUGCUUGGGCUUCAUGGCUCGAGACCACUAAGAGCAAGAAUGCCAAGAUCUUUAUCGGUCUCCCUGGUUCUGCCACGGCCGCUUCAGGUUAUCUUGACCCCGAGGACGCUGUCACCCAGAUCAAUAAGUACAAGAACAAGGAGGCUUUCGGAGGUGUCAUGGUGUGGGACGCCUACUACGGCAGUGAAGUCAAAUACGGCAAGACUUUCUAUAAGUAUAUUCGCGACUCCCUUAUUCCUCCCGCAACUACCACCACCUCGAGCGUGCUUCCGACAGCCACCCCUGUGUGUGUAAAGUCGUAUACGGUCAAGAGCGGCGACUAUUGUUAUGACAUCGCCAACCGUUAUGGCUUGGACUUCCAUGAGUUGCUGGAAUACAACAACUUUGACGCCGAAUGCAGGAUUGAGAUCGGUCAGGUACUCUGCGUCCGGGUCGGCUACCCUUCGCCUGCGUCAACCACGACCAUCAUCAGCAGCAGCGCCAGCGCUAGCGCGACCUCGGUGACUAGCACCAGCACUGUCAGCACUGGCACCACUACAAGUACCAGCGUGACCAGCUCCUCCAGCACGACCAGCGCGACCAGCUCCUCCAGCACGACCAGCACGACCAGCUCGAGCACGUCUACGUCAAGCUCCUCUUCUGUUGCAUCUUCCACCAGCGCCAUAGAGACUACUAGCAGUACCUCAACGUCAACAGUCAGCACCACGACUACCGAUGAUAUUGUUUAUCCUACGGACGAUGCUACGUCGACCCAAACUACUGCUAGUGAUUCCGAGGAGUUUGCUACCAACACCAGUAAAAAUGCUGCGACGGUGACCGAGUCAUCUGCCACCACCACUAGCACGGAUACUGCUCUCCCAGCCACCGACGAUCCCGUGACCAGCACGUCUAUUUCCAGUACAGCCACUUUGGCUCCUGAUGUCUCUUCAACCACAAGCAGCGCCGGGGCUGGCAGCACUCCUACAGAUGACGACGACGACGAAGAAGGUGAUGACGAGGAAUAUUGCGAUGAUGAGACUAGCACCACAGAGACUCUGCCUUCGGCCACUCAAACUCUCGUGCCUGGCGUGUCAACCUCGACUGCUUCAUCCACUGGUGCUGUCGAAACCACGACCUCGGAUAGCGCGGUUGUAACAGUUUCGGACGAGCCUACCACCACAGGCUUUGUUGAGCCUACGGGCAUUACUUCUGAUGAACCUGCUGAGACUGCCUCAGGCGAGUCGACUGCCACUGCUUCGGGAGACCCCAUUAUCACGGCCUCUCAGAGCUACACGACCUCCACCAUUUACGCCACAACAACUUACACUGUGACGUCGUGCGAGGCUUCUGUGACGGACUGCCCGGCGCGCGUGGUCACCGAAACCAUCGCAAUCUCUACAACAGUUUGUCCCGUCACUCCUACCGGCUCUGAGACGAGUGCGAUCGAGACUGUCUCUUCCGAGACCAUUGCUCCGAAGACUAACGAGUUGCCGGCUGGCUGGACGACCUCGACAAUCUACUCCACCAAGACGUAUGUUAUUACAAGCUGCCCUGUGACGGUUACGGAUUGUCCCAGCAAGAUUGGCCAAGUCACGACCGAGGUGGUGGCUGUUACCACGACCGUCUGUCCGAUUUCAGAGGUUUCCUCUUCUGCUGUGGUGACCGAGUCGCUGGCCAUCCCGACUGCAGUUGCGACAAAGGGUGUUGAGGAUGAGUCUGAGGUUGACACAACGUCGACUGUUAGCGUCACUGCCACCAGUUUCACCACCAUUACAGUUUCGAGCAGUACCGACUCGGUUGGCACCGAUACUGUCAAGCCUGUGCCCAUCUACCCAACUCCGUCGGCUGGCAUCCCGCAUGCUUCGAGUGCUCCUGGCCCUGUCACUACUUUCCCUGUCACCGCUGGGGCCAGCCGCAAUGUCGUAGUCUUUGGCUUGCCGGCCGUGCUUGCGGCUCUGUUCUUCGCCGUCUAG